AUGCUUCAACAUUCGCCCUCUGCCAUCCGGCCCUUCCGCAAUGACACAAGUUCUUCACCCAUUGACGAAUCAUCAGUCCAUUCCGAGCGUGUACCUUUUUUGACGCAGGAACAGACCUUUAUAAAGUGCUCGGAUCUCGAGGAUGGCUCUUUCUCAGAUCCCGCCACCGCUACCGCUGCCACCGUCGGCCCCGAUGCCCUGAAAGGGCCCACAGUCACCUACAAUGAAACCUCGACCUCGUUCGAACACCGCAGCUCCGAUAUCUCCCCCAGAUGGCGCUGGACAAAGAGUCUGCCGGUGCUGAACCAACUGUUGGGUGGGUAUCGUACGGUGGUGCAUAAGGGGCACGUUGUGGAAAGAGGCUCAUUACACAAAUCCAUCCCGACCACACCGCUUAGGAGAGUGCUACGCCUGCUGGCCCUGACGCUGAUGCUAUUAGGAUUUCUAGAAUUCAUUGCGUUGGCAUGCGGCCUCGUCCUGUCCUUCUUCCCCGACGAUGCAGACGACGAAUUCGACGCAUGGAACCCCUCCCAGAGAUCUCGCGAGCUGGGACAUUGGCCGACCGAUUUCUCCGCCGACAUUCAUCCCGUGGCCUGCCACUCGCACAACGAUUAUUGGCGAAAGGAACCCUUGUUUUCGGCUCUCGAGGCCGGCUGCACAGGAGUGGAGGCAGAUGUGUGGCUCUACGACCAAGAUCUAUACGUCGGACAUUCCACAGCGUCUUUGACACCGGAACGGACGCUCCGCAGCUUGUAUAUCAACCCAUUGGUGAAGAUUCUAGACCAACAAAACCCUCAUACAUCUUUCCAUCCCUCGCUGGACAACCCCCGGAAUGGCGUCUUCGACACCAAACCCUCCCAGUCCCUAGUCCUCCUGAUAGAUUUCAAGACUGAGGGCCACAGGAUUUGGCCACAUGUUUCUGCACAGCUCCAACCUCUCCGAGAGCGGAAAUUCCUCACUUACUUCAACGGCUCCGCUGUUGUCGAAGGCCCAAUCACCGUGGUUGUCACGGGGAAUGCGCCAUGGGAUGAGGUGGUAGCCAACGAGACGUAUCGCGAUAUGUUCUUUGACGCACCUCUUGACUUAAUGGGAAAGCUGACUGCCAAGUCUGAUACUCCGGAGGCUCUCAUGGACACGCCAGGCGGUGAGCUAGAUGGGCGAUGGAUUCAAAACCAGGGUCAGGGGCGCUCUGGUGCUGCGCCUACAGAUCCUGCAGCCUACUCCCGAGCCAACUCAUACUACGCCUCUGUGUCCUUCAGUUCGGCGAUCGGGUGGCCUUGGCGUGGUACCCUUUCUCGCCGGCAGCUCGAAAUGAUGCGGAAGCAGAUUGCGGGCGCUCACGCGUGCGGUCUCAAAGUCAGGUACUGGAGCGUGCCCAGCUGGCCCAGAGGAAUGAGGAAUUAUCUCUGGCGAACAAUGGUCAAAGAAGGGGUGGAUUAUCUGAAUGUGGACGAUUUGAAAUCGGCCACCUCGGGCGACUGGAACUGGGACAAGAAAGGUCCUUGGUUCAGUGGACCGUGGAAGUUCUGGCCAUCCAAGGCCGUUGCAUGA
Messenger RNA from Fonsecaea multimorphosa CBS 102226, 1551 nucleotides. RefSeq lists its product as uncharacterized. Bases 1 to 1551 code for a protein of 516 amino acids. Gene Ontology annotation, molecular function: phosphoric diester hydrolase activity. The transcript is spliced from 2 exons. Gene Ontology annotation, biological process: lipid metabolic process. The record is from RefSeq and is a predicted model, not a curated record. NCBI's taxonomy places the organism in Eukaryota, Fungi, Ascomycota, Eurotiomycetes, Chaetothyriales, Herpotrichiellaceae.